AUGAAGAGGCGACCUCCACCACCCACAACCUCGAUGACUAUCGCCUCCCCAGAACGAGCAACAACAACAGCAACAACAACCAACGACACCUCAUCAUCGCCCCCAAUCCAAAUGAAAGUCGCCCAUGGAAGAGCAAGAUCUAACUCUAGAAGCUCGGGAUCGCGCUCAGUUAUCGAUCUGGAGCAAGAGAACCUUAUGUUCCCACAGGAUCAACAACCUCCAGCCGUCGCUCCCAUCGUUGCCGUCCACCCAAGGAACCGGUACACUCAUAUCAUCGUCCUCAAAUCAUUGAAUGCUACCUUCGAGACUAAAUUCCUUGUGGUGCCCUUCAAACCAGAUAUCUUGAAGUUGGGGAGACCCGUGGCCAAUACCGGCGGCAAUGCAAAUGGAAAGGGCAAUAGUGCCGGAGGCGCAAGUUCUGUCGUUAGGUCAGAUAAUGGGAAUUUUGACUCAAGAGUCCUGUCGAGGAACCAUGCUUGUUUGUCGUGUGAUGCUGAGUCAGGGGAAAUCUUGAUCCACGAUUUGAAUUCAAGUAAUGGGACUUUUGUCAAUGGGAUUCGAAUCUCUAAUGACGAUGUCGAGUUGAAUAUUGGCGACGUCAUUGAUUUGGGAACAGAUAUUGAUAAUAAGUUUGAGCAUAGGAAGAUAAGCGCGUUUGUGGAAGAUAUAUCCGUCAUUCCAUUGAUUAAUACAGAAUCUACGACUUCUAACAGUGGUGGUAGUUCAAAUAACGUUAAUUUUUCACCAAAGAAUCCAGGACAAAGUUCUUCAGAGGUGCAAGAUAAUGCUCCCUUAACUGCAGGAAAUCAAAGUUUUAACGGUAAUGCGUCCAUGGGUGAAAUAAAUUUGGCAACUACGGCUCAAAGAGCUGCUUUUGAAGCGGCAAUGUUUGGUGACGUUAAUAAUUUGGAUUUGGAAGAUUCUGUACUGGGUGUGGAAACAGAAGUGUUGAGUGGCAUAUUCAUGAAUAAUUCAGUGGGGACAAGUUCAAAUCUAAUUAAUAUAAUAAAGACUUUAUCCACAGAGAUUUCAUUGGAGAGGAAAGAAUUGAAUAAACUGCAGUCAAUGACUAAUUUCCUUAUUAAUUACUCAACAAAUAUUGGCAAAAUCACACAGGGCAUGAAAGAUCUGCAUGAAAAGCAACUUAAUAAACUUCAAGGAUCGCUGAGAAAGACAUUAGCCGAAAAGCAUGAAAUUUUAUUGCAAGAUUGUAAAGACCAAAUUUCCAAGAUUGAAGCAGAGAAGAAUAAUUUGGAAGCCGCUCUGAAUAAGAAAAAAGAACAAAAUGAUGAACACAUAUCGAAAUUGAAGAUGCAAUUGAAUGAACUUAAAGCAAGUUUUGAAAACGAAAAGAGUAAAAACAUGGAAUUGUCCAAGAAUAUUUCUAUAAAGAAAGAUAAGAAAUAUAAGAAACUUGCAAGAGAUUCCUCUGGAGAAAAAGAAGCACCUGUAGAUAAAUCAACCAAUCCACCAAUCCUGAAAUUGAAUAAGACACAAAAGACGAUUGCCACAGCAACUGUUGCGGCCAUCAUUGCAAUUGUUAUCAAGUAUAAGAGCUGA
Messenger RNA from Naumovozyma castellii, 1560 nucleotides. RefSeq names its product Vps64p (gene VPS64). The record is from RefSeq and is a predicted model, not a curated record. The transcript has a single exon. NCBI's taxonomy places the organism in Eukaryota, Fungi, Ascomycota, Saccharomycetes, Saccharomycetales, Saccharomycetaceae. The coding region runs from base 1 to 1560 and encodes 519 amino acids.